Molecule: messenger RNA, 2490 nt
Organism: Exserohilum turcica Et28A
Lineage: Eukaryota; Fungi; Ascomycota; Dothideomycetes; Pleosporales; Pleosporaceae
Exons: 5
Coding region: 1-2490 (829 amino acids)
Cellular component (GO): nucleus; ribonucleoprotein complex; cytoplasm
Molecular function (GO): mRNA binding
Source: RefSeq, a predicted model, not a curated record
AUGGAGUCUUCACGAAUCUUCGUCCGCGGGCUGCCGCCCAAGUUCACCGAAGACGACGUGCGCAAGCACUUUGCCAAGUUCCCCGUCACAGACGUCAAAUUCUUUCCGCAUCGGCGGAUAGGCUAUGUGGGCUACAAGACCCCCGAGGACGCUGCCAAGGCGGUCAAGUACUUCAACAAGACGUUUAUCAAACUCACCAAGAUCUAUGUCGAGAUUGCGCGUCCCAUUGCCGACCAGGAACUGCCAAAGUCGCGACGACAGCAGAAGCUCGAGAAGAGCGCUUCCACAAACGACGAGUACAGACCGCUGCCGCGACAGGAAAACGAGCUCAAGCGCAAGCGAGAACAAAUCGAACAGGACCCCAAGCUCAAGGAGUUUCUGGAGGUUUACCAGCCGCCUUCCAAGACAAACAUCUGGGCGAACGGCGAUAGCCAAAUUGCGGAGGCUACUGUUGCUGCGGCAGAUCAGGCUGUACCAGAGGUUGCUGUGCCAGAGCAAGAGAGCGACAAUGAAUACCAGGUCAUUUCGAAGAAGCCCAAGGUUGCUGCGGAGCCCACAGCCACACCUGCAUCUGCGCCGCAUCCUACCGAUGAAGAACCCACAGCAGAGCCUGAAGCUGUUGCUGCGGAUACUAGUGAAGCAAUGGAAGACGUGCAGGAAGCGCCUGCUGCUGAACAGGAGCCUGUCUCUGAUAUGGACUGGCUUCGAUCAAGAACAAACAGAGUUCUGGAGCUGGUCGAGGACGACGAAGAGCCUGCCGCUAACGCGUCCGCUUCCCAAGCGCCAGCACCACAGCCUCCAGUGGCUGCAGAGGAAUCGCGCCAAGAAGUGGAGGCGCAGCAAGAGCCCUCGCAACCGCCGGCAGAACAACCCAACGAUGCUGCGCCUGAUGAAGAAGACAGGAUCCGAGAGACUGGGCGACUCUACCUUCGAAAUUUGCACUACGAAGUGACCGAGGAUGAAAUCCGGGACCAAUUCUCCAAGCACGGAGCUCUGGAAGAGGUGCAUGUGCCUCUGAAGAAGGCCGACGGUAAAGGCAAAGGCUUUGCAUUUGUGCAGUUCCAAAACCCGAACGAUGCCGUCGAAGCAUACCUUGAUAAUGACAACACCAUUUUCCAGGGUCGUCUCUUACAUAUCAUCUCUGCAAAGGCAAAGAAAGACACCAAGCUUGAUGAGUACGAGAUCUCAAAGUUGCCUCUGAAGAAGCAAAAAGAGAUCAGGAGAAAGCAGAGCGCCGCCAAGGCUAUCUUCAACUGGAAUUCACUUUAUAUGAAUGCUGAUGCAGUCAUGUCCACUGUUGCCGAUCGCAUGGGUAUAAGCAAAGCUGAAUUGCUUGACCCUACAUCGUCAGAUGCAGCAGUCAAGCAAGCGCAUGCUGAAACCCAUGUCAUACAAGAGACCAAAUCAUACUUUGCUCAGCAUGGCGUUGACUUAGAAGCCUUUCAACGGAGUGCGAAGGGUGAUCUUGCUAUUCUUAUCAAGAGCAUUCCUCAUGGUGUGACUCCUGACGAGCUUCGCAAGUUGUUCGAGGAACACGGCACCGUGACCAAGUUCCUGAUGCCGCCAACAGGCCUGACGGCAAUCGUUGAGUUUGCCAACGUAGCGCAAGCAAAGACUGCCUUCAUGUCACUGUCGUAUCGAAAGAUGAAGGACUCUAUCCUUUAUCUCGAAAAGGCCCCCAAGGAUCUUUUCAAGGAAGGUGUAGCAACCAACUUUGUACAAACGACGCCUUCAGCUUCGGCACAGCCAGGCACAAAGCUCAGCGCUACUGAUUUGCUUGAGGACGUUCCAGAACCAGAGGCUACCAACACCGCUACGCUAUAUGUGCGCAACCUCAACUUCUCCACGACGACGGAGCGUCUUACUGAGGCAUUCAAACCUCUGUCUGGCUUCCGGAGCGCCAAGGUCAAGACCAAGGUUGACCCCAAGCGAGGCGUGUUGUCAAUGGGUUUUGGAUUUGUCGAGUUCAACAGCCCCGAAACUGCGACAGCGGCUUUGCGAGCCAUGGAUGGUCAUGAUCUGGAAGGCCACAAGCUGCAGAUCAAAGCAUCUCACCGGGGCGCAGAUGCGGCUGAGGAGCGUCGUAACGAAGACGCAGCAAAGAAGGCCGCAAGCACCAAGAUAAUCAUCAAGAACUUGCCCUUUGAAGCAAGCAAAAAGGAUGUUCGCGCUUUGUUUGCUCCUUACGGCCAGCUUCGGUCCGUAAGGGUGCCCAAGAAGUUCGACGCAACAUCGCGCGGUUUUGGUUUCGCAGAGUUCACGACGAAACGCGAUGCCGUCAACGCCAUGAAUGCUUUGAAGAACACGCACUUGUUGGGUCGUCGUUUGGUUCUUGCCUUUGCUGAGACUGAAUCCGACGAUCCUGAAAAGGAACUCGAGAAGAUGCAGCAGAAGGUGGGAGCACAAGCCAACAAGGUCGCUCUCCAACGCCUUACAGAAGGCGGUCGCAAGAAGUUUAACGUUGCAGGCACCGAUGAUCUAGACGAUUGA